Molecule: messenger RNA, 1148 nt
Organism: Ruditapes philippinarum (Manila clam)
Lineage: Eukaryota; Metazoa; Mollusca; Bivalvia; Venerida; Veneridae
Molecular function (GO): DNA binding
Source: RefSeq, a predicted model, not a curated record
UGCCCAACUGUAUGUGCAUUUCUUAGACAUGAAACGAGAUAGAGAGCAGUUCAAGAACUGGUUCUUCCAAGUUACUGGAGCAGAGGCAAAAUGGCAGGACCAGUGUUAUGAUUCGUUGAAUGGAUAUUACCAAAACUUUCAUCAGUGACUAACAACAUAUUUUUCAAUAUUGAUAUAAUUGUAUAUUGAUUAGUUUUAUGUAAGUCGGUUUUAUAUCUUUACUUAUUUCAUUAUAUCUCUUUUGAUGUAAUGCAAUAAAGAUGUCAAAAAAGUCUAAUAAUUAUAACAUUUUAUUAUGUGCCAUUUUAUCAUCCUGCUAUUUUCUUGAAGUAAAAUAACAUUUCAAAUGGACGGUUUUAUAUUUAAGUAGUUGACAUUUCAUAAAUGAAAAUAAUGCGUAGAUCUAUGAGAAUAAAAACGCGUAAGAAAAUAUGGUUAUCCGAUUCAAAAAGAAAGCUUAUUUAGCACAUUGUAAAUAUAAAUGGUAAAUAUAAAGAAAUAAAACAGUAAAAGUUUCUAUAAUUAAAUAACAUUGUAUAAAUGCACAUGUUUUUAUGAAAAUAAAAUGACAAUUACCUGAAGUUAUGAAGGAAAGAUUUCAAUGGCAUGAAGUUCCGUAUUCAUAAAUGGGGUAUGUGGAAAUGUGAGUUAACCAUAACCUUAACCUUAUUAAUUGAUAAAUAUAACUUUCGUAGAAAUCUACAAACUGAUGCUGCAUGCGAAAUUUCUAAGCUUUUGGCUUUUUAUUUUCAAACAAUAAGUCUUAAAUGUGUUUUCCUAUAUAAGUUUGUAUAUAUUCAAGUGACCCAUGUGCAGGCAAAUAUUGACCUCAGGGGGGGGCAUGAUCUAGUUAGUUUUGUUAACACCUUUUAUGACCUUUGGUCUUGUUUAUUUUUUUUUCCUUAUGAUAUUAAUGCAUAAAGUAUUCAUGUCAAAUGGUACAACUCUUAAUUGAACAUCAACUUUAAAACAGUAGGAGUUUUUUUUCCCUUUAGUUGGUGAAAAUUUUGUCAAAAUAAGUAUAAAUGUUAAAUUAGUUAAGUUUUCAAUGUUAUAAUGAGAUUUUUCCUUUAUGUCAAAGAAGUUCUACAAAAGUGUUAUGCAAUAACUUCUAGAAAGGAUUUUUCUAUGGUUUUAUUAAAAAAAGG